Messenger RNA from Dermatophagoides pteronyssinus (European house dust mite), 1374 nucleotides. RefSeq lists its product as uncharacterized. The record is from RefSeq and is a predicted model, not a curated record. NCBI's taxonomy places the organism in Eukaryota, Metazoa, Arthropoda, Arachnida, Sarcoptiformes, Pyroglyphidae.
UUUUGAGUCAAAAAAAAUUCUUCUCGAAUCACUAAAAAAAAUUUCAUUCAAAUAAAAUUCACCAUGUCUUCAUCAAGUGAACAAACUGAAAAUUUUGAUGAUAAACUUCGAAAACGAUCAACAAUGAAAUUGGAUCAAAACCAAAAUCCAUUAAAUAAUAAUAAUAAUGGUGAAUCGAUGAUGAAUAUUUUAGAUGAUAAUAAUGAAAAUGGUUUUGUUAAUAUCGAUGAUGAUGAUGAUAAUUUGGCCAAAAGCCAACCAUCAAAGUUGAAAAAUGAAGAUUCUGUACGAAAAUUUAAUGAAUCAAUACAGGCAUUAAAUCUAUGGAUCUGGCAAUGUCAAACAUGGACUUAUUUUCAUGGAGCAUAUCAAACUCGUAUUCAACAACAACUACAACCACAACAACCACAGAAUAAUAUACAGCAGUCGGGAAUAGCAACCGAUUCUGGCAAUCAACAACAACAACAACAACAAUCAACAAAUAUGAAUCGGGGUCCGGUUAUGGUUGUAAAACUUUCAUCAAUUCGUAAACGUUUAUUGGCCAGUAUGAUUGAUUAUUUUUUCAUUCUAUUUUUAUUCGAUCAAUUUCGUAUGCUUAUUGCUGAAUUAUUUGAUUAUGAUAUUCCAUUUACAACAAUGGAUUUUAAAGAAUUGGAAACAUUUUUCCCUGAAGAUGAUGAUAAUUUAGAAGAUUUAUUACCAAAAAUUUUUUGGAUUUAUAUAAAAAAUAUACAAUAUUCAACAAUGUUUUAUUUAUUUGUAUUAAUAUAUGAGACAUUAUUCCUAUUUGGUUGGCCAAAUCGUACAUAUCCAGGUGCAACAAUAGGUAAACGUAUUAUGGGUUUAAGAGUUGUUAGUUGUGAUUAUUUGGAAUCAAUUUCAAUGGCAACACCAAAUAUUGUUCGUAUUAUGCCGGCAGGUAAUAUUACACUUGUCAAAUCAUUCUUUCGAACAUUGGUAAAAUUAAUGCCAAUCAAUAAUACCAUUCAAUGUUUUUAUAUAUUAACAUCACGUUAUAAUCGAUCAUAUUUUGAUCAACGAAUUGGUUUAAUAGUGAUUGAUAUGUCACCAUCAGCAAUGUUGCAAGUUCAAGCAAUUAUGGCCAAUGCAACUACCAGUAAUACAUUGCAAAAUCAACAACAACAACCACCGCAACAGCAGCCGCAACCAAAUUGGAAUCGUGGAUUUUUGUAACAACGAAAGUGAGGCAAAAACAUUGAUGAAGAACUGGAACAACGUCAACGUCAUUCUCUUUCAAUAAUACUUUUUUGUUUUUUUUUUGUUUCUCUCUUAUUAAAUUUACCCUAUUGUUACAAGGAUUCUUUUCAUUCAUUUUCUCUUUUCUUGAUAAUAAAAAAAACAACAAAUUCUUGA